AUGAACCUGCUGCAGGGCAAGAGCAAUCAAUAUCUGCGCGAGGCCAUCCUUGAGGGCAGCAUGGACAAGGCACGACGUUAUCUGACGCUCAAGAUUGGUAAAGCAGAUGUGGCUGCGCUUACUGAGAGUGGCGGUUUCUCCAUGUUGCACUGUGCCUGUCUCGUGGGAAAUACGCAGAUCGCUAUGAUGUUACUACAAUACGGGGCCGAUGUACUCGCUCUUACUGAUGAUGGCUACACGGCACUGGAUCUGGCCAUUUGGAGAGGUCACUUGCAAAUCAUUGAAUUGCUGCGAUCACAAGGUUGCGUGGCACCAAUGAAAGAACCGGAGAGUCUCAAUGGUAAAGUAAUCUCUCAUCUUGGCCGUAAAGCCACUGUGGUUUUCUUUGAACCUUCUACAAGGAUUCGUACAAGCAGUUUACGUGGACUUUACUAUGAAGAUAAAGGAGAAGCCAAGCUAGUGAAUCUCUGGGCAGGUACAGAUUACAAGAUUAUCGGUUCGAACCCGUACUAUGACGAACUUCGCAAAUUCGACUACCAAUUUGCUGAAAUCCCGGUGACAUUACCAGAGGAAUACGACGCCAUGCUACAAGGUGCACUUCAAGGAGCAGCUUUCUUCGACAAUGACAGUGACAGUGAGAGUGACAAUGAGAUUGAAGAAAUUGUGGAAGUUCGAGUACCCCCUGGUCCCUUGGGUGUGCUACUGGAUAGUGGAAUUCAAGAGUGUGCCGUCGUUCAUGGAUUCACAAACCUUUCGACUGGUGAAAAAGGACCUAUUGAGUUGCACGGUGAUGUCUAUCCAGGCAUGUACAUCAUGAGCAUUAAUGAAACCAAUGCGUCUUUGAUGUCUCUGCAACAAGUCACACAACUACUAGGCAGACUGUCGCGCAAGGAAAAGCUUAUUCGCUUUGCCGUCUUCCGUCCUGGAUCGCCACGUAAUCACAGCUGUAGCAUCACGGACACGGCUUCUGAGAUUUCAAACCAGCGUUCAUCCAUCACGUCCAAUGCGUCGCUUCCGCCCUCCGUGCCAGCCUCCGCCAAACCACUAGCACCGAGCUUUUCGUCGCGCUUUGCAAACCUGGCAGCAUCUGUCAUGGACAAGAAGCCACCCACUCCUCGCACCAGUAUCACCAUGUCAAGGGAUGCAGGCACCCCUAAGGCUGCCGAACGUUGUGCACACUGCAAUAUGCCUGCCACGGCACACCGUUCUGAAGAUUGCCCGAAUCGGUGA
Molecule: messenger RNA, 1230 nt
Organism: Peronospora farinosa
Lineage: Eukaryota; Oomycota; Peronosporomycetes; Peronosporales; Peronosporaceae
Source: the annotation of a GenBank genome assembly